Lontra canadensis (Northern American river otter) is the source of this 912-nucleotide messenger RNA. It is a transcript of the gene CUNH4orf51, whose product is annotated as chromosome unknown C4orf51 homolog. The record is from RefSeq and is a predicted model, not a curated record. NCBI's taxonomy places the organism in Eukaryota, Metazoa, Chordata, Mammalia, Carnivora, Mustelidae.
AUUUGUGGAAUUCAGUGAUCUGUUGCUUGGCAACUUCAAGAGAGUUAAGCUUCUGCAUUCCGCCAGAGUCAGAAUUACAAAGUUUGGUGAGCCCCGUCAAUUACCUCUUGCGACCAAAAGGAAAUUAAUUGUCCAUCAUGCAGAGGGCUUGAGAAGCUGGCACCCAGAGCCAUGUCACACUUCUUCUACUUGACUCCACAAAUCGUUCUGCCCUUUAGCCCUCUCAGCUCUCGAGAGUUCAAUCUGAUCAGACGCAAGGCUGGAGCGUCUUGGCAGAAGGAAACGAGGUGGUCGGACUCUUCCAUAACAACAUACACAGGCAGUUACCAGAAAAAACAACUGGAUGAGUCCGCCAGCAGCCGAUUUUCUUUUAAAGCAGGACGGCAUCGGCCUGAGUGUAACCAGAUAUCAUCACCAAAUUCUGUCAGUCCCACGGUCUGCAGGGCUGGCUCCCGGGAGACUACAGAUGUGAAGAGACUAUUUCCUCAAAUAACCAGUUCUUUUAAAAAUGCACCUGAUGUCAAACACAGUGUGGUACACCAAAUUCUGUUUGGUGAUUUUUCUACAGCACCUCCAAAUUAUGAAAGAUCAUGUAUGAGAAUUAAAAAGCCAGUAUCUAAGAACCUGAUCAACUACAAUCAACUAAGGAAAGACUUUCUGAAGCAUCUGCACGCACGGGGUGACUCCGCAAGCCUGGCUGGCUCGUCGGAAGACUCAGAAGGUGACCAGCGCUCCGCUUGUGGUCUGGGACGACCGUUACCGUCACUUAGCUGAGUCGCAAAACCGAGUCCCAAAGGCGGAGGCCUGCGGUUUGCUUAAGGACUCUGAGGUUCUAAGGCACCCCUGGGAAGGAUUCCAGUCUUCUGCAAGCACGAUGUGGUCACCCAGCUGCUAUCCCCUUUCUUCUCUCCC